Cetraspora pellucida is the source of this 837-nucleotide messenger RNA. The record is from the annotation of a GenBank genome assembly. Lineage: Eukaryota; Fungi; Glomeromycota; Glomeromycetes; Diversisporales; Gigasporaceae.
AUGGAUGAAGAUGAAAAUAUUAACAUCAAAGAUGUCGAAGAAACAAAUGAUACCAAUAAAGACGAAAGAAGAGGUGAAAAAAGAAUUAUUGAUAAAGCUCAAUUAUUAAAGCGGACGCAGUCCGAAAUAGACAACCGUAUACCACGCGCCUCCACUGACCUUAUUACACCCCUCCCUAUUUCAUUCUCUGAGGCUGGUGAAAAUCUCGAAGGAUUGUUAAAAAAAAAUAAAGAAUGGGCUAAUGCUAUUACUGCUCAAGUCCCAGGAUUCUUUGCCAAUCAUGCAAAAGGGCAAAAGCCAAAAAUUGUUUGGUUUGGGUGUUCUGAUUCUCGAGUUCCAGCGGAAACUAUAGUUCAAUUGGGACCUGGUGAAAUUUUUGUUCACAGAAAUAUUGCUAACCAAUUCAACCAUACAGACUUAAAUUCUUUAUCGGUAUUACAAUAUGCAGUGGAUCAUCUUAAAGUUGAGCAUAUAAUCGUUUGCGGUCACACUGGAUGUGGAGGUGUUCUCGCUUCAUUGAGCAACGGACAACACGGGCUUGUUGACCACUGGUUACGUAACAUCAAGGACGUUUACUAUGCCAAUAAACCUAAAAUUGAUAUGCUAUCAGAGGAAGAUCGUGUAAAUGAAUUGGUUAAAUUUAAUGUCGUGCAACAAGUUUACAACAUCUCUGCCACAAACAUUGUUCAAAAUGUAUGGGAACAUGGGGGUAAACUCGAAGUACAUGGUUGGGUUUAUGAUUUAGGGACGGGUUUGAUAGAAGAUCUCCAAAUUAAUCUUAAAAAUGCAAAGGAUUUGCGUGAUCAAAUUUUUAAAGUUCAAUAUGAACAAACUUAA